This is a messenger RNA of Eufriesea mexicana, 1522 nucleotides long. RefSeq names its product peripheral plasma membrane protein CASK. Gene Ontology annotation, molecular function: protein kinase activity; ATP binding. The annotation marks the transcript as partial. NCBI's taxonomy places the organism in Eukaryota, Metazoa, Arthropoda, Insecta, Hymenoptera, Apidae. The transcript has 8 exons. Gene Ontology annotation, biological process: protein phosphorylation. The record is from RefSeq and is a predicted model, not a curated record.
UCGAGACAACCGAUUCGGCCGGAUCCGGUUUUCUUCGUGCUUGAGUCAGGACACGACCGUGUAAACGUCCGUAUUACGUAUUGUCGUCAGUUGUGUAUGCUGUCUUUGCCGGCGACAGUAAGGCAAAGCUUAAAGGCGGUGUCGGUUGUGUAUUUGGCACCCUUGCCAUCGUGCAAAAUUUUACGUACGGUUUACUAAUACAACUCAGCUAUACGGUUGCGGACUCGCGUGUACUGAUCGAGUGCCAGUGCGACGACAAUCGGGCGUGCUAACACGGGUGUAUUAUCCACGGCUGUGUACAUAUAUAUGUGUGUAUGUGCGUAACGUGCGCGUAGAGGAAAACGAAUUCGUUGCUGUCGGUGGGAAGAAAGAGAUAGAGGGAGAAGAGGGUGGGAGAACGAAGGCGGCCGUGAAUCCACGAUACGCGGCUACGUUCACGCCGCCGCGUAUUCCACACGGCACGACACGAAACACAACAGCACCGUCGACCCAGGCUACGAGAGGAGAGAGACGCGUAUCUGCACGCCUUACGAAUUAUUACGAAUUCGCAUAGCUUUGACGCGCCUUUUGGCGCGUAUAGCCUCCUCGUUCGGUCGACUUCUUCGACCUCCUCGUCGCUACUAUGGCGGACGACGAGGUUCUCUUCGACGAGGUUUACGAGCUCUGCGAGAUUAUCGGCAAGGGACCGUUCAGCGUGGUUAGAAAAUGCAUUCACCGACAGACGGUGCAGGUGUUCGCGGUAAAAAUCGUGGACGUUGCGAAGUUCACAUCCAGCCCAGGUUUAAGCACGAACGAUCUGAAGCGAGAGGCCACGAUAUGUCACAUGUUAAAGCAUCCCCAUAUCGUAGAGCUAUUGGAAACCUACAGCUCGGAGGGUAUGCUCUAUAUGGUGUUCGAAUAUAUGGAUGGCUCUGAUUUAUGCUUCGAGGUCGUUCGGAGAGCAACCGCUGGAUUCGUGUACAGCGAGGCGGUUGCCAGCCAUUACAUGCGACAGAUCCUGGAGGCGUUGCGCUACUGCCACGAGAACGACAUAAUUCAUCGUGAUCUAAAGCCGCAGUGCGCCCUCCUGGCGGGCAAGGAGAAUUCUGCGCCGGUGAAGCUACGCGGCUUCAGCGUCGCCGUGCAACUCCAGUCAUCCCAGGCAAACGGCGUCGAGUGUUACACCGAGUAUCGGCAGUGUCUGAGCCCAAAGGGGCAGCUCUACUUGAAGGCCGACAACGAGGGUCGUGUCGGAUGUCCACACUUCAUGGCGCCGGAAGUGAUCCAGCGCAGACAGUACGGGAAGCCUGGUGACGUCUGGUCAGCCGGAGUGCUGCUCCAUGUCCUAUUAACCGGUACACUUCCAUUCGUGGGUUCUCGAGACAGACUGCGAGAAGCGAUCUGCAGAGGACGAGUACAGAUGGAAACGCCAUUGUGGGACAAUAUCAGCGAGCCAGCGAAGGAUCUAAUCCAAAGAAUGCUCACAACGGAUGUAAAUCACAGGAUUACCAUACAGGAAGUGCUGAACCACAAAUGGCUCAGA